GAGAGAGUGUGAAGGAGUGAUCAUAUCGGGAGAAGGAGUUGCAGGGUCCUGAAGAUGCUUUAGAAACUGGAUUUCUGUGGACAACUUGGGAUGCUUGAGAACUGCCACUCACGGGCCACUUGUUACGCCAAAGACUUUCUGCAGCAUUUCCCAUAAUUCCCUCCUUUUACACAGGGAUUAGGUGACCUUUCUGGUUGUCUAGUUUUGUGUUGUGAAACCAAACCAUACUCUGACUUUUAGGGGUGUGUGGUAGCUCUGGACCAUGCUCUCCCUGUGGUUGUUCCUACUCCCUUGCCUGAGUCUCGUGCCUCUGGCCCCGGCCGAGAAGGGCCUGGAGUUCCCACAGUAUGACGGGAAAGACCGCGUCCUGGACAUCAAUGACAAGAACUACAAGAAAGCCUUGAAGAAGUACAACAUGCUUUGCCUGUUCUACCAUGAGCCUAUACCAGACAGCAAGGAGCUACAAAAACAGCACCAGAUGACUGAGCUGGUGCUGGAGCUUGCAGCUCAGGUUAUGGAAGAGAAGGACAUUGGGUUUGGGAUGGUAGACUCCCACAAAGAUGCAAAGGUGGCAAAGAAACUUGGUCUGGAAGAGGAAGGCAGUGUAUAUGUUUUUAAAGCUGAUCGGGUGAUCGAGUUUGACGGCUUGCUCUCUGCUAACACCCUGGUGGAGUUUUUGCUGGACCUGUUGGAGGAGCCAGUGGAGGUGAUAGGAAAUGCCCUGGAGCUGAGAGCCUUUGAUAGGAUGGAGGAAGAAAUCCGCCUCAUUGGUUAUUUCAAGAGUGAAGACUCUGAGCACUAUGAAGCAUUUAAAGAAGCUGCAGAGCAGUUCCAACCUUACAUUAAGUUCUUUGCCACGUUUGAGAAAUCUGUGGCCAAGGAGCUGACACUGAAGAUGAAUGAGGUGGAUUUCUAUGAGCCCUUCAUGGAGGAGCCCGUCACCAUCCCAGGCAAACCUCAUUCUGAGGAGGAUCUGGUGGAUUUCAUAACUCAACACAGACGACCAACUCUGAGAAAGCUGCGUGCUGAAGAUAUGUUUGAGACCUGGGAGGAUGAUAUUGAGGGCAUCCACAUUGUGGCUUUUGCAGAGGAGGAGGAUCCCGAUGGCUAUGAGUUCUUGGAGAUCCUGAAGGAGGUGGCCCGAGACAACACUCACCUGCCUGAUCUCAGCAUCGUCUGGAUUGACCCCGAUGACUUUCCACUGCUGAUCCCUUACUGGGAGAAGACCUUCAAGGUGGACCUAUUCAGACCACAGAUUGGAGUAGUCAACGUUACAGAUGCCGACAGCGUGUGGAUGGAGAUGGAAGAUGAGGAGGAUCUGCCCAGUGCUCAGGAGCUGGAGGACUGGAUUGAAGAUGUGCUCUCUGGCAAAGUCAACACUGAGGAUGACGAUGAUGAUGAUGAUGAUGAUGAUGAUGAUGACGAUGGCGAUGACGGUGACGAAGAUAGUGAUGAGGAGGAUGAUGGUGACAAUGAAGAUGAUGAUGAUGAUGACGACGACGAUGACAACGAUGAUGACGAUGACGACGAUGAUGAAGAGUAAUUUAUGAGAAUAAUAAAGCUUGACUCCUCAGUCUUUACUCUUGAGGCUGAGUUGAACAUGGACUUCAAACAACUGUAAAGUAACUUUUCACUAAGAAACAAUUGCUGAUGAUAAUAGUGAUAAAAUUAUAAGUCUAUUUAAUAUCCAAAAAUGUAAUUUUUGACAGUGUACAGAAGAAGGAAUGGGUUUUUUUUAGAUUAAAAAUAAAAGAAAUAAGUAUUUCAAUGUCUGGACCAGACAUUUACCUCACAUUACGUGAUAUUCAUUUAUAUAUCUAUCAUUGACUGUUCAUAAUAAAGCACUGUUGAUGUCAACAAUCAUGUCAUCAAAUUAAUUUCUUCUUUUACUCCAGUACACUGUGAAAUCCAAACACUAUACUUUUACUGUGCAAUUUUGAGGUCCUUAAUUUGGGUGUUUUCAUUUAAUACUACCUUAUACCUCUACUCAACCACAUUUCAGAAAGAAAUAUUGUACUUCUACUCCUUUACAUUUCCAGGACUGGUUACUUUUCAGAUUAAGAUUUUACACACACACACACAAAAACAAAAAAAAAAAAACCAUGAAAAUAAAAUGCAGUGUUGUUAAAAAUUAAACCAGUGGUUUCUAACA
Molecule: messenger RNA, 2152 nt
Organism: Toxotes jaculatrix (banded archerfish)
Lineage: Eukaryota; Metazoa; Chordata; Actinopteri; Toxotidae
Gene: casq2
Product: calsequestrin 2
Exons: 11
Coding region: 263-1543 (426 amino acids)
Biological process (GO): regulation of cardiac muscle contraction by regulation of the release of sequestered calcium ion
Cellular component (GO): sarcoplasmic reticulum lumen
Molecular function (GO): calcium ion binding
Source: RefSeq, a predicted model, not a curated record